UUGGUGGCUGUGUACGAGAGCUCGUGUCGUCGUGCUAGAACGGAUUAACGCGCUGCGCGCUGUGAAUUGGUUCAACCAACUAAUACCAACAAACGAACCGACACACACAUACACACAUACGAGCGUCAAAGAGGCAGCCACAGUAGACGAGACGGGACGUGAAAGUGAAUAGCAGUUUGGGUGACUUGAAAGGGGACGGCGGCGGCGGCGUACGAAAGCGAAUGUGAAAAGUGAAAUUAAUUUUUGUCUGCGACUUUGUUGAAGUUGAAAUUCGUAAUCGGAACGCGGCGGUAGGCGGUGGUGGCGCUAAUGGUGUCGGAUUGACGGUCGUUACAGCGUGUACGAAACAAAAAAAAACCAACAACAACAACAACGCGUAAAAGUCAUAACGAACGUUAUAAAAUGAAAUGUGCGAGCCUGCUAAUGAGGGUCGGCAACGAAGCAGCUUCGCACGAAAUAAUUUACUAGAAUAUCACCAGCAGCAACAGCACCAAACACAUUGCGACGACGAGCGCAAAAUGCAACAACAACAAGUACACUUCAACGCGCUCCUCCCAUGACAUAUGUACAAUAAGCUAACGAGUUCUAUAGAUAUAUACAUAUAUAUAUACAUACACAUACAACAACUGCAACAAUAUCGUUCAUAACGGCCAGCCACGAGAUAUUAUCACGUAUGACCGCCAACUCAGCCAUAUCACAGCGCAGCACAACAACAAAAACACGAUAAUGUUGUGCAAAACAAAAGGAAGUAGCAGUCGAGGCAAACGAAAAGCGCUUGAGAGAAGUAGCAGCAGCAGCGACAGCGGGAGUGGUAGUGCCGCGAUAAGCCAUCGGUGGACGGACAAUUGCACGUUGCUACUUUUGGUCAUACUCACAUUGACGCAUAUUCCCAGCGCGAGAUGUAAGCGAAAAGAAAUGGCCGCCGGUCGUUUGGAGAAUGUCACACAAACUAUUUCGAAAAUCCUCCAAGGUUACGACAUACGACUGCGUCCGAAUUUCGGCGGUGAGCCAUUGCACGUGGGUAUGGAUCUCACAAUAGCCAGCUUUGAUGCCAUAUCAGAAGUAAACAUGGACUACACCAUCACCAUGUAUUUAAACCAGUACUGGCGAGAUGAGCGGCUAGCCUUCAACGCAUACGGACCAUACUAUGACGACGAUGCAGACGACGAUGGCGUCAAUGAUGUGCUGACGCUCUCUGGCGACUUCGCAGAGAAAAUUUGGGUACCCGACACAUUUUUUGCGAACGACAAAAAUAGUUUCUUACAUGACGUCACCGAGCGCAACAAACUGGUGCGCUUGGGUGGCGAUGGCGCUGUCACCUAUGGCAUGCGCUUCACAACAACACUCGCCUGCAUGAUGGAUUUGCACUAUUAUCCGUUGGAUUCGCAAAAUUGUACAGUGGAAAUUGAGAGUUAUGGCUACACUGUCAGCGAUGUGGUGAUGUACUGGAAGCCCACACCGGUGCGCGGUGUCAUGGAUGCCGAGUUGCCACAGUUCACCAUAAUCGGUUACGGUACGAAUGAUCGUAAAGAGCGUUUAGCCACUGGUAUAUAUCAGCGGUUGUCGCUCUCUUUCAAAUUGCAACGGAAUAUUGGUUAUUUUGUAUUUCAAACAUAUCUGCCAAGCAUAUUGAUUGUGAUGCUCUCGUGGGUGUCCUUCUGGAUCAACCAUGAGGCGACGAGUGCGCGCGUCGCAUUAGGGAUAACCACCGUGCUCACUAUGACUACAAUAAGCACCGGUGUGCGCAGUUCCUUGCCAAGGAUAUCUUAUGUCAAAGCCAUUGACAUUUAUUUGGUGAUGUGCUUCGUGUUCGUUUUCGCUGCGCUGCUUGAGUACGCAGCUGUCAAUUACACGUAUUGGGGCAAGCGCGCCAAGAAAAAAGUGAAAAAGUCCAAAGAUGGUGAAGGCAGAAAAACAGGCAAGGGCGAUAAAUCCGAAACGUGUUCAACAGCCGAUGACAUCAUCGAAUUGCAGGAUGUGCGCAUGAGUCCUAUACCCUCAUUGCGUAAAGGCAACUACAAUAGCACGCUCGGCUCCAUAGGCACCGAAACUGUGGACCUGGCAAAGUUUCCACCGAGCUUUAGAAUUACGCGCAAUUAUGGCACAAAUCGUACACAUUUGCGUUAUAGAGGCCAAAAAGGCAAACCACGCAUGCUGCAUGCGCUGAAACGAGGCGCUUCGGCCCUCAAAGCAACUAUACCGAAAAUCAAAGAUGUUAACAUUAUCGACAAAUAUUCACGCAUGGUGUUCCCAGUCAGCUUUUUAGCCUUCAAUCUGGGCUACUGGCUGUUCUACAUUCUGGAAUGAUAGCACCUGCUGACACUUCACGCCAAAUAGGAGGAACCCUAGUUAGUGUGUAGUGUACAAGUAAAGUAAGACACCUGAAAAUUCGAGAUCUACCACGUAACCAAAAGCCAUGGCACAACAAAAUGCACAACAAACUGCGUAAAGCAACCCAAUGCGAGAGAGUCCAAUCAAAAUUAUGUAAAAGUAAAUUGAAUCAAAGAAAAGUCGCCAAAAAUUAACCAAAUGUGUCCUCAAAAGAAUAAAAAUUAAAACAAUUGUGUAGAUGAACGCCAAAUUAACUGCUAUCCAAAGCAAAUUAGAGCAACAACACCAACCUAAACUGUCAGAACGAGCCCUUUAAAAUUAAAAAAAAAAAAAAAAAAUUAAAAAAAGUAAUAAAAAAAUGUAAUAUCAGAAAAAGCACGAUUUCAUUGCCACUUCGAUGGAUGUGUUUGUGAAUCUUAUAAAAGUUCAAACAAAAACUAGCAUAGUCAAUGAAAAGUUGGGUUUAGUACUUAAUGUUACCCUUAGCUAUAACGAAAUAAGAAAAUUACUUACGUACAUACCUACAAUACAAAUUCUUACCAACGUUUAGUUUAAGUUAGCUACGAAUUAGGAAGUCCAAACGAAUGAAUGAAUGUUUUAGGAAACACAAAGUCGAAAACUUAGAAAGCCCACACAAAUUAUAUGGGAAGCUUGAAACCGGGACCGCUAAUAAUGAUUUUGAUUUUUCAAAUUUACAUAUUUCAAAUUUAUUAACAAUAAUGUCUUUAGAUUUUUUACUUUCCUUACAAGAGGUCCGUUAUGUUACCUAAGGAGUUACAUACAGUUAGAAGGCCUAGGGUAACGAAUUUUCCAGAAUGUUUGCUGAGAAAACUUUUAAAUUCAUUGUUCCAAAAUGAUGUACACAUUAUAUGGUAUAUUUUAACUGUACUUUAAGACUUAGUAUUAGUAAAAAUAUUUAUUUGGAAAGGAACUACAGCUGAUCUCAGGGAGCUUCUCUCAAAAAAGACGUUUAGCGGUGACCACUGGAUUCUCUGAAAUUAAAAAAACUAAACAGAUUUCGUUAAAGUAAUGUUAAAUUUACUAGAUUUUGUCGAAGAACCAAGCAAAAUAAAAUUUUUCGACAAAAUGGCGGUUUCUCAGAAAAAAAUCGAUUUUGGAUCAAAAUUUCGGCCUUAAAUUGUUUAUAAAAAAGUAUUUAAAGGGUGAGAAAAAAUCCUCGAAUAAUUACUAAAAGAUCACUCAAAAAUCUCAUGUUAAAAUUUAAGACCAAUCGGUUAAGCCGUUUUCGAGUAAUAUUGGUCACUGACUUUGAAAACACCAUUUUGAGAAAAUCGAUUUUGGGCUUUCAAGCACUCUGAAACGCCUUUUCAAAUUUGCGUGUAACUUCGAAAAUGUUCGCCUGAACGAUAUGAAAUUUUCUGUUUAUAUUCUCAAAUAUAUGUGCUUUAGAAAAUAAAGUUGAAAAAACCAUUUUUUAAAAAUGCUAACUGUAUAUAACCCCUUAGAAAAAUGCAAAUCUGCAAAUAUUGGCCAAUCCAGAACGAAAAAUCUGAAAUUGAAUCGAAACAAACUAAGAACACUGAUUCACAUUAAAUAUGGUAUGAAAAAAAUCGGCCUUAUUUAAAACAACAAUAAUAUUUAUUCAAUAUGAAAAUAGAUAUGAAGGAAAAUAACGGUAAAAAUACGUUCAAGGUCCGAAUAAUUUAACAGCAAACAUGCUAAAAAUAUAGAAAAAUUUAUAAUAUGUUUCUUUUCAUAACGGUCCCUAGUUUAGAGCAUAUAACCAAUUGGAACAAAAAUUUAACACUUUUUUUAAACAUAUAACUCAUAUCCUAGGUGGCAACCCCAAAAUCAAAAUUUGCUGUUAGCGUGUAAUUAGUGUAAGCGUACAGUUAGUUGGGAAUUAUGUGAGAAGUGAAGUAGUUACAUACGGUUAGGCAGACAGUUUUGGAAAUGGCAAAACAAAAAUACCUAAUUUUUAGACCAGACACUAAGAUAAACUGUUAAAAGUCUACAAAUAAAUUAAUAUUUGAAAUUUGAGAUGAAUAAACGUGCAUAUGAUAUUUUAA
Molecule: messenger RNA, 4361 nt
Organism: Bactrocera neohumeralis
Lineage: Eukaryota; Metazoa; Arthropoda; Insecta; Diptera; Tephritidae
Gene: Lcch3
Product: gamma-aminobutyric acid receptor subunit beta-like
Exons: 10
Coding region: 727-2307 (526 amino acids)
Biological process (GO): signal transduction; chemical synaptic transmission; regulation of membrane potential
Cellular component (GO): membrane; GABA-A receptor complex; neuron projection
Molecular function (GO): GABA-A receptor activity; extracellular ligand-gated monoatomic ion channel activity; neurotransmitter receptor activity
Source: RefSeq, a predicted model, not a curated record